This is a messenger RNA of Acytostelium subglobosum LB1, 891 nucleotides long. RefSeq lists its product as hypothetical. The transcript is spliced from 2 exons. The annotation marks the transcript as partial. The record is from RefSeq and is a predicted model, not a curated record. NCBI's taxonomy places the organism in Eukaryota, Evosea, Eumycetozoa, Acytosteliales, Acytosteliaceae.
AUGAAUACAAUGAUAUCAAACAACAACAAUCAUUUCAUUAGUAGUGACGUUAAUGAGAAGGAAACAGAACAGUUUCAAAGAGAUGGAUUCGUGUUUAUAAACGAUGUAGUAUCAAAGGAGAUGGUCAGUAAGGUAAAGGAGAGAGUGUCGCCUUUAUUUCAUGGUAACUUCGAGACUGGUAUAUUCCCCGAUGAGUGGCAUUGGAGACCUGGUCUCUCGAAAGAUGACAUCACAAGAGAGAUUGUCAAUGCUUGGAAGUGUGACAGACGCUUCGCUCAAAUGGUACUCGAUGAACGAUUGGGCAAGAUUGUUGCCAAACUCAUGGGAUGGUCAGGUGCCCGUAUUGCUCAAGAUGAUGUCUUUUGGAAGCCUAUUGGCGGAAAGCCGAUUGGAUUCCAUCAAGAUCAACCUUACAUGGGAUACUUCACGCCAAACUCGGUGGCUACGAUGUGGAUUGCACUCACAGAUGUGAGCAUGACCAAUGGUACACUGGAGUAUGUUAAGGGCUCACACUUAUGGCCAACAACACAUACGAUUGAGGAGGCAGAGUUCCAUGCUCCAGACAACUACCUGGCACCUUUGGCACACGCCGCGGCAUCCGCUGGCCAGAGCGAGUACCCUCGCACACCAGUCGAGAUCACGGCCGGUUCGUGUAGUGUUCAUCAUGGAAUGAUGUGGCAUGGCUCGGCCACCAAUCCAUCGCCACUACACGAGCGCAUCAGUGUAGCCAUCCACUAUAUCCCCGCCGAGAGUGAGUUCAACAGCACCAAGCCUGUAGGCUACAUCUACGGUCGCUACAAGAUGUAUCAGUCCAACCGACUUGACGAGAGCUUCUUCCCCAUUGUCUACCAGGCCAAUGGCUACAGGUCCGAAUGCAUAUCGACGUUUAUA